Molecule: messenger RNA, 1309 nt
Organism: Sphaerodactylus townsendi
Lineage: Eukaryota; Metazoa; Chordata; Lepidosauria; Squamata; Sphaerodactylidae
Product: transcription initiation factor TFIID subunit 4-like
Exons: 3
Coding region: 92-1309 (405 amino acids)
Molecular function (GO): [heparan sulfate]-glucosamine 3-sulfotransferase activity
Source: RefSeq, a predicted model, not a curated record
GAGGGGGAGAACGGCCGGCCCCGUCCGGCGGGGGGCUGGACUGGAGCGCAGAGCGGUGCCCGGGCGCUCUCCUCCUUCUGCGCCGCGGCGAAUGCGGGCCGAGCCCUUUGCACGUGCUCAGAGGGCGGCUGGCCGCGUCGCCGUCCCCCCGCCCGGGCCUGGAGGCGGAGCCGGCCGGGGCCGCGCCGGGCACGCGCUCCUUCCCCGCUCGCCCGCCCGCCCGCCCGCCCGCCCGCGCUCGCAGCGCCGGGGCCGCGUCCGCCACCUCCUGCUGGCAGCCGGCGCGAAGUUUGGCCGGACGAGGAGCGGCUGGCGGGGGUGGGAGCGGCGGCUGUGCCAUGCGGGGCUCCCCCCGGGCGGCGGCGGCGGGGCUGGCGGGCGGCGGACAGGAUGCGGCCGGGGCUGGGCAGGGGCAGGCGGCAUGGCCCCCCCGCCUAAGGGCCCCGCCGCCCGCAAGCUCCUCUGCAUGUGCAGCCUCUCGCUCUGCCUGACCUACCUCUGCUACAGCCUCAUGGGGGGGCCCGGCGGCCGGCGCGCCCCACUCGCCGCCCGCGCCGCCCCCUCCCGCGCCGGCCUCCCCGCCUGGCUCCGCACGCCCGAGCCCACGCCGCCCGCCGCCAGCCCCGCCGCCGGCCUCCCGGCCCGGCCCGCCGAAGCCUCCCCGUCGUCCCCCGCCGCCCUCGCCGCCGCCGCCGACAGCAGCAGCAGCCCCGGCCCCGGCGACGGCCCCAGCCCCGGCCCCAGCGGCGCCGCAGCCCCGGAGGGCGCCACGGCCACCCCGGACUACGGCGAGAAGCGGCUGCCGCAGGCGCUGAUCGUCGGCGUGAAGAAAGGCGGCACCCGCGCCCUGCUGGAGGCGCUCCGGGCGCACCCCGACGUCCGCGCCGUCGGCACCGAGCCCCACUUCUUCGACCGCCACUACGACAAGGGCCUCGACUGGUACAGCCGUCGGUUUGGGGCUUCGGCCCCCUGCCUGGCUGCACAGAGCCGGCUGGGAGUGGCCGUCCCCUCGGAGCGCAAAGCCACGCGUUCCCCCCGGGGCGACCUUUGUGGGGCCAGAGAGGCUUCCGAGGCAGAGUCUCCCUGCGGGCUGCUGUUCAGACUUUCUCCAAGUCGAGCUGUUCCCCCCUCGCCCCCUCCCCACGGGCGAGAAGGGGCCCCUCUCUCCCCACGGCUGGCUGUGCCAGCUCACAUAUUGCCACCCUGGGCUGCCCCAGAGGAAGCGCCCCAGUGCGACUGUCAGUUUUCCCCUGCCAUGCUGCGGGCAGGAGUCAGAGAGCAGGCUGUGGAGUGUCUUCGGGGUUGGUGA